GUGGUUUCUGGCCUGCGAUCCGUUCGUGUUUUGUUUAUGAACUUAUGUCAAAGGCCCACGAAAAUAGCCAAACAAGACAGGUUUGCGGAGUCGAUGAUUUCGACAUUUCGUCACAUACACGCCGACGCAUCAAUGAAAACUUGUAGCUGUAGAAUCGCCGAAUGUGCUGCUUGUUAGGGAGGUAACAAUUUCGUGGCCAUCACACUUUCUGCCUUCUGUAGCGGCUGUUACUGGAAGGCUGACUUAGCGGCGGUUCCCAGCAGGGACAGUGUCUUCUGCUGUUGGUGGAUGAGAGCGGUGCCCAUGCAUUGUUUCCAUGCAAAUCUGUCGCUAUUUCAUGAAUCAGCUCCACAUUAAGGAAAUAUGCAACACCCCUUACAUGUUCAUGCACCGCAUCCUCCAGCUCCUCAUGGACCUCAUGGAGCGCCAGUCAUUGCUCAUAUAAAUCACAACACGCGCCAUGGAAGGAACUGCAACGGGAAUGACACCUCUCACAGUUAUCCACAAGCUGUUCCACACUCUUCUUUACCUAAGCAUAUACCAAUACCACCAAUACCCAGAGAUGGAGAUGUAUUAUUUGAACUCAUAAUGUUCGUCUUCUCAGCCAUUUGUUGCGCUCUCCAAUUUUUAAUAAUUUAUCGAUCAGUCUUCUGGCUUCCUUACUCUUUCACCAACUUUGCUCUGAAUGUUCAGAUGAUAGACAUCCAUUUGCUGAUUUUUAUCGGAGUAAUUCUAAUGCGACGUCUCAUCUACACCAUGAUUGCUCGUGUAGGCCAAGCCUACUUGUCUUCUGUACUCUGGCCAGCAGCUCGAAAAGUUCUACAAGUUAUUAUGUUGCUAUGGGUGGGAGCAGUGAUCCUAAUAUGUCUUUACAACAUUAUGCACACUCAUCCCAUAGUUAAAUUAUUUUAUUUAUGUUAUCCGCUUUCCCUUUAUUUUAUUUUAUUUGGGCUGACUGUGGGCCCCUUUUUUGAUCUGGCAGUUUUUCCCAUUUCUGAUUUAGACCAGAAAUGUAGUACCCUCUUAAGUUUUGAUGGAAGUCCUUUGCACAAUUGCUCUACUUCUCCUGAAGCAAUACGGGAAGAGGUGGAUGUAUUAAAGAGCGAUAUCAACAACAGAAUGAAACAAGUUUUGUUCAAUUCAGUAUUUUCAGCAUAUUAUGCUGGGUUUAUUCCCUGUUGCUUUGCAACGACUAUGAUGUACUAUGAAACUUAUUGGGCAACCUUUCACAUUCUUUGGUUGUGGCUUGGCAGUUUUGUCAUGUACCUUACUCAUUGCUUUCCUGUGCGGUAUUGCGAUGUAAUGCACAGAUGUGCUCUCCAUCUUGGGAGAUGGCACCGAUUAAUAAUGCCUCAUUCCAAUGUUAAUUGGACAGGUAACAAACUAUGGCCGAAUGAAUCGGUGGUUAAACAUUAUGAUAAGCUGUACCAGGCUUUAAACACUACUAAUGCUGCAGAGCCAGGGAAUCAGGUUCAUAACCGUUUCUAUGACUUGUUUCAAAAUCCAACUCGGAUUUAUUUAGUUGUGCUCUCAAUGCACAUGUUAAUGAUAUUAAUUCAAUUGGUUCAAUUGGCCACUGCUCAAGAAUGGUACCAGUCAGUCAGUAUGGCCUCGCUACUGUUCUUCAAUUACUACACUCUUUACAAACUGCUACGAGAUGUACUCAUCAGUCAUCGCGUGUACAAGGCAGAGCACAUUGUAAAAGACAGAGAUAAUUCCUAGCAUCAGGAGCCGGCGUCAGUGCUGAAACGGGCACUGUACGUCGCUAUUCCCAUUCUGCUGGCUAUCAUUUUGGCUAUGCUUUUGGGAAACUGUAUCACUCAGCCGCAAACCAUUCGACAGAUGAGGUCAAAUCCACACUCUGGGUCAAUGCCCUUAGAUAGUGUAAGACGAAGACCUCCGCCUAACCCUCCUGCAGUUAAACCAACGGUGCCAACGAAUGUUGUGUCCAGAACACCAUCAGCACAAGUAGAACCGCCUGGGCUACCAAACAGACUAAAUCUUAAGUGCAUUCAUGCAGAUGGGAAAGGCCGCGAACUCACAUGCACUCAAGUCUUAGAUAACUAACGACCCGUUAAAUUGUUGUGGUCCCUCAUCCACAUUUUGCAAUAUUCAGAGCUGUACUUAAACAACUCUUCAGAAAUCGGUCAUCGAAAUUUGAUGACCAGCUAUUCUUCUGUAUCAGCUAUUUUGUCUAUUUUCUUAUGAAGUCCUGCACGGACUUCUCUAUCUUGUCAUCCAAGUCCAGGUAGUUUAUGUUCGGAUGUAUUAUCUUGGCUACAGCUGGAAAAAUAUGUGUUAUCGAUCAAAGCUUUUUGUUCUUCAUACUAUCUCUGCUGUUUCUCCAUACUAUCUCAGCUCCAACUCAAUUUCCAUCUGAAUUAGUGUUUCACUUUGAAAGGCUUUUAGACUUUUACUGAAUUAACUGGGACUCAUAAAGUGAUUUUUUUAAAAAUGUGUGCAGCAGCCUUGAAGCGAAAGUGUAACACAACAAAAUAGAAUUAGUGUAUUUAUUCUCCUUUGUUUCUUUCUUCCUCUAGCUAUAGACUGGAGUGAUGUCUCCAAGCACAAAUUUUUUGUCAUAUCUGGAUCUGAUAGAUAUUGCCCCAAGCUAGAAAAUAUUUUAUACUUAAUGUAAGACAUCAGCAUAAGCUUUGGUUUCUUCCUUUUUUCCUAAAUGUUGUUUUACCCUUUGCAGCAAUGAUAAAGUUCUACCUUUUUUUUGUUUUCUUUGUGAAUAUUGAUCCGUAUCUUUCUAGAUUUGACCAAUGCGUUAGGAGCAUUCAUAUCAGUCAAAAGUAUGAAUCCUUUGAUUGCCUACCGUGAAACUGUGUUGGAAUCACAUUAUUCUGUGACAAAGCAGUGUUGUUUCUUUAUUUGCAUCUUGUCUUUCACCCUCACACACAGUGCCAGCUUUCUUCCUUUGCCAAUAAGGAUGAGCCAGCUUCAACUUCAGCUUCAACAUCACUACCUUUCUUGUUUUCUCUUUCUUGUCUACUUCAAAGUUAUGUUACUAUUAGGAAGAUGAAGUUCUGAUUUUGCAAUCAGAAGUUUAAAGAAAAGUAAUUUUUUUUAAAUGUAUGUGCUGUGCCAUAAUAUGUUGAAGGUGUUUCUAGUCUUUUCUGUGGUGAAACAUAAUUUGUGAGAUUGUACAUACCAUUAUUAUGUGAUGUACUUACUGUGCUUUGUGAAAAAGUGUGUAUAUAUGGUUUUGCAAAAUGUUUCAAACAAUUAUGUUUUGUGUUUAAAACAUUUUGCACAGAUAUCUUUGAAAAUAAGAAACCCAAACCUGAUCUCUUCA
Molecule: messenger RNA, 3301 nt
Organism: Thrips palmi
Lineage: Eukaryota; Metazoa; Arthropoda; Insecta; Thysanoptera; Thripidae
Product: transmembrane protein 39A
Exons: 10
Coding region: 364-1722 (452 amino acids)
Cellular component (GO): membrane
Source: RefSeq, a predicted model, not a curated record